AUGCUCGAAAAAGAUGUGCUACUAGAAAUAAGUUUGGCGGAUCGACUAAUUAAAAAUAUAACAAUUAAUUAUGAAGGUGUAAACAUUGGAUAUUCAGAUAUUUGUGGACGUGUAGGCGAAAAGUGUUUUGAAAAUCCGAUUAUCGAAAUAUUGCCCGAUAUUGAUAAUAUAGUGCAGAGAAAAAAGAAAUUAAAGUAUCCGAUCGACAUAGAUCCACUGACAUACUCUUAUCAAAUUAAUUCUCUCAACUUUGGGGGUGUAAUCGAAGAUGAGAACGAUGUGAUUCAAACAGUAAAUGCUAUCAGAUUAACGUAUUUCACAGACGAGAGCGACGAGAAAAAACAAAAUGUCAUAGAAAGAUGGCGAACAGAAGUUUAUAAUCGAAUAAGAAUUUAUCAAUUUAAACAUGUUCUGUGUUUUAUUGAUUACACCUGGUCAAUAGAAGAGCGAAAUGUGCAAUUAAAGAAUAAUAUAAAACCGAUGAUAGCGGCACUGGUUGCAUUUAUUUCUGUUUUUACUGCUGUUACGUGUAUGAGCAACAAUUGGGCAAAAAGCAAGCCUCUUCUAGGUGUUGCAAGUGUCGUAUCGGCUGGUCUGGCCGUAAUCACAUCUUUCGGAUUCAUGUCGGUUGUCGGUGUACAGAAUAGUAUUUGGAACAUCACCAUUCCAUUUUUAGUUCUCGUGACAGAGAUCGACGAUGCCUUCGUAUUGUUAGCGUGUUGGAGAAUAUCAAACCCCAAGCAUAAAGUACACAAACGUAUGGAAGAAACAUUUGGUGAAGCAGGAAUUUCUAUAACGUUAACAUCAUUGACGAACCUAUUUUCCUAUUGCAUUGGAAUGAUGUCACCUUUCCCUCUUAUAAGAAUGUUUUGUUAUUAUUCUGCAACCAGCAUAGUGUUUACGUUUUUGUAUCAGAUAACGUUUUUUGCAGGGUGCAUGGCAUUAUCAGGACGCAGUGAAGAGAAACAACGACAAAAAGCACUUCGUGUUAUUUUCG
Messenger RNA from Centruroides sculpturatus (bark scorpion), 997 nucleotides. RefSeq names its product patched domain-containing protein 3-like. Lineage: Eukaryota; Metazoa; Arthropoda; Arachnida; Scorpiones; Buthidae. Gene Ontology annotation, biological process: molting cycle, collagen and cuticulin-based cuticle; endocytosis. The transcript has 2 exons. The annotation marks the transcript as partial. The record is from RefSeq and is a predicted model, not a curated record. Gene Ontology annotation, cellular component: cytoplasmic vesicle membrane; plasma membrane.